AUGGACCUCGGUCAUGGAGGCCUGCGUCGCCAGGCCUUCUCCAAGCUUGCGGCCCUCUCCUCAGUCCGAUCCUCGACCCGUGAGGCGGAAUUCAAGCGUCUAACAUCGGCAGCGCCGUCCAUCAGGCCCCAGACGAACGGUGGUGUUCUCGAUGGCGUCCUUCGGGCAAUUGCACCCAUUUCACGGGUGCCUAUGUCGCCCCGCGAACUCGAUGUCUUGCUCGCCUUGUGCGCAAGUGCUCACGACCUGCACGAGCUGUCUCAUGCCGAUCGCCUGGUCAAGCAGUUGACAGCUUACCUGCCCGAGUCACAUUCCCAAGUCUUCUCAUCCUCGCCCUUUGUCCAGGAAAUCAGACCCACGCCGUGGACUGCCCUCACGUUCCAACUUACAAAGGCGCUACUCGUCCUCGGACUCAGAUUCCCCCCUUUGAAAAACGCGGUCGCGUACAGCAUCAAGUUGUAUACACAGAAUUGGUCCCAGUCUGCUUCGGCACUGGCAGCUGUUGGGGUUGGCGAGCAAGAUUCAGACGACGACGACGAAACCCAGGAAAUUGCGGCGAUAACGGUGUCGUUAAUCGGGUUUCUGGAUGCGGCGGCUGCUCAUGGCAACUUCUGGUCCCCUUAUGAGACAGUCGAACUUAUUCGCUGCUUGAAAGAAGCUUUGUCAGAGCGUUUCCUGAUAGCCGUCGAGACUGCCUCGUCAGCUAUCCGGAAUUCCACAUCCACUGAUCCUGCGGAUCGUGACUGGAGAAAAUACUUGAAACGAUUCGCAGCACAGGGACUUCCAGUCGGAGCCAUGGUGUUGCAAAAGGGCUUCAUGAAACUGGUACUUGCGUGUACGGCCAGAAUGUUAUGCGAUGAACACACGGUAGAGUGCGGAGACAUACUCGAUCAAUACAUCGCUGGCAACCACCUAAACCGAGCCAAAGAUGACACUAUUACGGAUGACAUGGUCGCCUAUCUGGUGGACAUUGUCAGUGAGCAAAUGCGUGUGCUAGAGGAUGGCUCGGAUUAUUUACAGCUCAGCUCAGUCUGGCAACAGCGUCUUGCGUUUUCUGUCAAGGCAUACGCUGUAGAAGCAUAUCUGCAUUGCUUGGUUCUGGACGAGGAAAUCGCAGAUGCCGAGGACCUGGCCGCAUGGCUUGAAGACUCGAUCGCCAACCAAGUUCAAAUGGCAGAUCUCGACCUUGCGGACAUAGUCCUGAAAACCAUGGCCGUCGUGGCCAAACACAUCCCCGAGGGUGCAAACAAUUACGCUCGGGCCCUGUUAAGAUUCAUUGUCCGAGGCACCUCCCGACCACCAGCAGUUGCCAUCGCUGCGCAAAGCUUGUCGCAUAUCUUGAGGAUGUUGUCACACGAUGCUAUUAUCACCACGAUAUAUUCACUGGGAAAUGUUCUCAGUUCGCAAACAGGGGCCGAAAAGGUACACCAGGCUCACGGGUUGCUAGAGCACCCGGGUCACAAUGGGUCCAUGUCAUCUACGACAAGACUCCGAACUGGGAGCGUCAUUUCGCUCUCUCUGAGCGGUGACGAAGAAACAUCGCUGGUUUGUGGCAAUGUCGCAGAUGCAAUUGUUGUCAUAGCCACCGAAUGCAACGACAACAAAAUAAUCGCCCUGGCACAGAUGAUGAUGUUACAAAAGGUGGGGAGGAUCAGCGUCGUGGUGGAUGCUCGCAUUAUCGAAGAAGCGGCAAAGCUCGCCAUUUUUGGCAAGGAGAACGAGUUCAAGGCUUUGAUCAGACUAUACAGUCGAAUGCAUCACGAGGCUGUAGCUCAGGAAAACACCGUCAUCAUGCAAGCUAUCCGCAACGCGCAAGAAUACUUGGCAAUCAACCUCGAUAACCGAUCCCCACUGUUCAAGAUCUAUGCCAUGCAGCUGCUGGAACGGGUCCUCAGCAAGGGGGAUGUUGUCGAAGGCGAAUUCAAGCAGUCUGCGGAAGUCGAACAGGCUGCGAAAGAGAUAGCACCUCUCCUCAAGCCGCUGUCUAUUCUUGCUUCUCGAAAGCCUGCGCUAACCAUCGAGAGCACACUUGCCGAAGAUGGCGAUGUGCUAAGCAUGGUUAGAGAGGUCUGGUACAACAUGGCUGUGCACGGAAUCACUCUCCAGUCUCGCAUCGGCCAGCAGCAUUACCAUGAGUUGCGGGUGUUGGCCAUGAACUCGAUGCCGCUCGUGGAUGAUGACCGUGCCGAGCUUUUAGAAUCAGAUGUGGAGAUCAACACUGUCCUGCGGAGAGGAAUGAACUCUCAUCACAUGAACGACCAAAAGAAAGCUCUUCUUUUCGCUAUCCCCGAUCGAGAAUCUGACAUCGGAAAGUUGAGUUACCAGAAGGUCGUGUUCUUAAAUGCGGUGUUUCUUGUUGAAAGCCUCCGAGCGGUAUCUGGAAGCUGUGCUGAGAUCCUGGACUAUUUCUCGGAUCCGACGACGCAGACCAGCCACAUGGGAGCAUGUCUGGGCUCGAUUGCGAACGAAGUUGUCAAGAGGUAUACCCAGAAAGCUGUGGCUGGCAAGGACGAUGAUUUCAGCGCCCCGUAUGUGUCUCGACAACUCGCUCGGAUCCUGAGUGGCUGUUGUCACCGGAGCAGUAAGAUGCAAGAGGUCGCAAGGGCAGCAGCCAACCAUAUCAUCAGCUUUGUCCCUUCGGCCUUGUGUCAAAAGUCCGCCUUGUUUGCUUUACUGGAGCUCCUUUCUUUAAUGUGGUCCAGCUGUCUUGAUGCAGACACUGACGAGUACGAGUGGCGGCCCAUUCUCACCUCGACUCGAGGCAAGAUCACGGUUGAGUUAUCCGACGACUACGCAUUCCGCAAGCGCACUCUGCAGACGCUGCAUAGUGAUGCCAGGAAAUGGGUGACCAUGGUAUUGGGGGUCGCACCUUUGGACGUCAAGGGCCUACUCCAGACAUACCUCUCCGAAUUCGAUGACACUGGGGCAUACGGACAUAUUUCCCUGGGCAGAUCGUUUGCUCUGGAAAUGGGCUCCAUGAUCCCCCCGACGGAUCGUAGACUGAACGCCAUCGACCGAAGAAAUGACUCAAUGGACAUCAACAUGGCGUCUGAUUUUGUAGCCCAAUACACUGCUCGGCAAGAAUAUCGAUUUACAGGAAUCCCGGACCACCACCGCGAUGAGAUCUACAUGGAUGACACGACCGGACGAAGAUCUUCCCUGCAGAGGCCGUCUGCUGAUCCAAUGCCUGUUUUGCAAGAUGCACUCCUCGACCUUCACAGGAAAACGAGUCUGAAGGUUCAUGUUAAAGCGUUCGAAGUCCAGGAUGUUCUGCGACGCGCGGCGGCUCUCCUCUGCCAGAGCAAGAAAUCGCAGACAGCUAUUGUGCACUACCUGGUCAAUAUUCCAUUCGCCAUUUUCACAAAGGAGUCCAUUAAACUUGGUAUCUCCUUGUGGCUUGGGGUCAUCCACGAGAACACCAGGAUGGAGCCCCGAAUCUUGACAGAGGUUGCGCAGGCCUGGGAAAGGACGAUUGAUCGCAAAGUCGGCAUCUUCAGCCCCAAUUUCGAGCAACCAGAUCCAUUUUAUGUCAAGGAAGAGUUCGCUCCAUCUGACAGAGCUGCGCUGCACAAAGAAGCACAAGCAGCGCACAACACCAUCGCGCCCCAUUUCAGGUUAAUGCAAUUUUUCGAAAGUCAUUUCAAUGCCAUCAGACUUGGAAGCGCCAAUACUCAACGUACAUUUCUCCGACUGCUAGAGCGAACUCUUCAUGGCUUUAUCCGUAUCAAGGGACAUCCCCUUCUGCGCGACAUCCAAUUCCACGUGGUCCUUUUCGCUCUUCGAGUGGUCAAAAAUAGCACAUGUCUCAACAAGUUGUCUAUGUGGAAACUGAAAGAUCUUAUUCUAUCCGUCGGACUGCAGUGGUUUGCAAAGCCGCCAUAUUGGUCCUUUGGUGGCAAUCGGCUACAGUUAAAGGCUGAGGUUCAAGUGAUGCAGGAUGUUUUGGCCUUGUUGCAAGGUACCCGGAUACCCAUAUUUCCAGCUUCGGCGACCAGAAAAGAUCCCCAACAGAAGCACGAGCUAUUAGAGGCUCUUCUAACGAACGAAAUCAACCGGCUGAAUGUUUGGUUGUCACCCCUUGGGCAUUCGGGCCACCAAGCCCAGCCUGAGUCUCAAGUUGCAGGCCUCGUUCGGACCGCAUGGGCAGAGGACCCAGCUCUGGCGGUACAGCUUCUCGCACGAUUCAACUAUGACCAGCUUCGCCGCGAUGUCCGAUUCCUGCUACUUAAUCAACCCGAAAAAGCUCUGCACGAAGCUAAUGCAGUCGAUUUGCUGCUUGGGGACAGACUGGCGUCAGACUUGUCAUUCCAAUUGAAGUAUCUAUUAUACUGGCGUCCGGUCAAUCCAGUUCAGGCCGUGACGUACUUCAUGCCUGCUUUUGGUAAUCACCCAUUCAUCAUCCAGUACGCGAUGAGAGCUGUGGAGAGCCACUCUGUUGAUGUCACGUUCUUCUAUGUCCCACAGAUUGUACAGAGCCUACGGUAUGAUGCGCUGGGAUACGUCGAGCGGUACAUCAUCGAGACAGGCAAAUUUUCCCAGUUGUUUGCUCACCAGAUCAUUUGGAACAUGAAGGCCAACGCAUACAAGGAUGAGGACUCGCAAGUGCCGGACCCUGUCAAGCCCACACUGGAUAAAGUCAUGAACAGUCUGAUCUCGAGUUUCUCCGGCGAAGACAAGGACUUUUACGAGCGAGAGUUUUCCUUCUUCAGUGAGGUAACCGAUAUCUCGGGCAAACUCAAGCCGUUCAUCAAGAGGCCUAAGCCAGAAAAGAAGGCCAAGAUUGAAGAAGAGCUUCGGAGAAUCAAAGUCGAUGUCGGGGUCUAUCUUCCGAGUAACCCUGACGGUGUAGUGGUGGGCAUCGAUCGGAAAUCUGGUAAGCCGUUGCAGUCUCAUGCAAAGGCCCCGUAUAUGGCAACUUUCCGAAUUCGCAAACAGAAGGGGGCCUCCAAUGAGGAGACGAGCGACCUGAUAGAGUCGGCACCCAAGGUUCAAAUCGCCCAUCCCAAGAUCAGCCACAGCCGCAGAAAUACAAGUGACAUCUCCAACGUUGAGUUGAACGAUGGAAAUUUGUCAACUUAUGAGGUUUGGCAGAGUGCCAUCUUCAAAGUCGGCGACGACUGUCGGCAAGACGUCCUCGCGCUGCAGAUGAUUGCAGCUUUCCGUGGCAUCUUCAACUCGAUCGGCCUGGAUGUCUACGUCUUUCCAUAUCGUGUCACCGCGACAGCGCCUGGCUGUGGCGUCAUUGACGUACUUCCGAACUCUAUCAGUCGCGACAUGUUGGGCCGGGAAGCGGUAAAUGGGCUGCAUGACUACUUCAUCACCAAAUACGGCGGCGAACAUUCCGUACGGUACCAGGAAGCCCGCAGUGAAUUCGUGAAGAGCAUGGCGGCAUAUUCUGUCAUCACGUACCUCUUACAGUUCAAGGACCGCCACAAUGGAAACAUCAUGAUUGACGACAAAGGCCACAUUCUCCACAUUGACUUUGGAUUCUGUUUCGACAUCGCGCCGGGCGGAGUCAAAUUCGAACGGGCCCCUUUUAAAUUGACGCCUGAAAUGAUUGCCGUCAUGGGCGGCGACGACCCUCAUACCAGUCAACCAUAUCGCUGGUUCGAGGAGCUGACGAUCAAGGCCUUCCUGGCCAGCCGCCCCUACUGCGACAAGCUCAGUCACUUGGUGAGUCUGAUGCUAGACAGCGGGUUACCGUGCUUCAAGCCGGAGACGAUGAGGAACUUCAAGCAGAGAUUCGUGCUGGAAAAGACCGAGCGAGAGGCUGCCGAUUUCAUGUUGGGAUGCAUCAAGAAGAGCGCGGCGAACGUGACAACCAAAGUGUACGACGAGUUCCAACUGAUCACCAAUGGAAUUCCGUACUAG
This is a messenger RNA of Fonsecaea pedrosoi CBS 271.37, 5871 nucleotides long. RefSeq lists its product as uncharacterized. Gene Ontology annotation, molecular function: 1-phosphatidylinositol 4-kinase activity. The record is from RefSeq and is a predicted model, not a curated record. The coding region runs from base 1 to 5871 and encodes 1956 amino acids. Gene Ontology annotation, cellular component: cytoplasm; plasma membrane. The transcript has 2 exons. Gene Ontology annotation, biological process: phosphatidylinositol-mediated signaling; phosphatidylinositol phosphate biosynthetic process. NCBI's taxonomy places the organism in Eukaryota, Fungi, Ascomycota, Eurotiomycetes, Chaetothyriales, Herpotrichiellaceae.